GUUUCCAUUCGUCUUCUUCUACAAAAUUUGACUUAGUGCAGACUUUCAACAAAUUUCUCAUUCUCCCUCGCUCCCUCGCUGAUUAGGAUUUACGAAUUCUUUCUAAUCUUUCCAAAUUCGUUCUGCACUUGCAUUGGCUAUCAAAUGUUCGAUUGUGAUUCAAAAACUCAAUUUGUCUCUGGACAACGUGAAAAGUUUGUAAGAUUGGACUCCAGAUCGUCAUUGUCAUCACCAUCAGCAGCAGUGGCAGCAAACAAAUGUGGUUUCAAUAUCGAUGGUUUAAGGUGUGGUAAUCAUACCACUGCAUCAAAGUCCUUUAAGAUAAGAAUGACCAAAGGAUCUCAAGGAUUAAGAUCUUUUGGUCGAUCUCUAGGAUAUGGCGUCUCUCGAAAAGUAUUUCCUGAAGAUCUCAAAGUGUCUGAGAAGAAGAUAUUUGACCCUCAGGACAAACUUCUGACACUAUGGAACAAACUUUUUGUGAUGUUGUGUAUUUUGGGGGUAUCUGUGGAUCCUCUGUUCUUCUUCCUUCCAGUUUUUAACAAAUCAUCGAAUUGUCUAGACAUGGAUAAAAAGUUAGCUGCAACUGCCACAGCACUGCGGACAAUGCUUGAUGCUUUCUAUCUUAUUCACAUGGCUCUACAAUUCCGAACUGCUUAUAUUGCUCCAUCUUCUCGGGUUUUCGGACGUGGUGAACUUGUAAUAGAUCCUGCAAAGAUUGCUAAACGAUACUUGAAGCGUUAUUUUAUCAUUGAUUUCCUUGCGGUUCUUCCCCUACCUCAGAUCGUUGUCUGGAGGUUUUUACUCACUGCAGAUGGAUCCGAUGUAUUGGCUACUAAGAAAGCGCUUUUUUUCAUCAUUUUGCUUCAAUAUAUUCCCAGAUUUGUCCGAAUAUAUUCUCUAACUUCAGAGUUGAAAAGAACUUCUGGUGUCUUUGCUGAAACUGCUUGGGCCGGCGCCGUGACCUAUCUGCUGCUCUACAUGCUCGCUAGUCAUAUUGUUGGGGCUGUCUGGUACUUGCUAUCCGUUGAGCGCAACGAUACAUGCUGGCAGAGAGCUUGUAAGAACAAUCAAACAUGUAGGAUCGGUUUCUUAUACUGUGGGAAUGAAAAUAUGGAAGGCUACAAGAUCUGGAGCAAUAUUAGUACCGAAGUCCUGAACUCAAAUUGCCCUGUGGAUGAUGACAAAAAUCCCCCGUUUGAUUUUGGAAUUUUUGGGAAUGCUUUGUCAUCUGGUAUUGUUUUCUCCAAAAAAUUUGUGUCCAAAUAUUGUUAUUGUUUGUGGUGGGGGCUGCAGAAUUUGAGUACACUUGGGCAAGGACUUCAGACGAGCACAUACCCGGGAGAGUCCUUAUUCAGCAUUGCGCUCGCCAUAUUCGGUCUAAUCCUCUUUGCACUGUUGAUUGGAAACAUGCAGACGUACCUUCAGUCGCUUACUAUUCGUCUCGAAGAGAUGAGAGUCAAAAGACGUGACUCGGAACAAUGGAUGCACCAUCGUUUGCUCCCACCCGAACUCCGGGAACGAGUCAGGCGCUACGAUCAGUACAAGUGGCUGGAAACCCGUGGAGUCGACGAAGAAAGUUUGGUCCGAAGUCUGCCGAAGGAUCUCAGACGAGACAUAAAACGCCAUCUCUGUCUCGCCUUGGUUAAGCGGGUCCCGCUGUUCGAGAACAUGGACGAGAGGCUGCUAGACGCCAUAUGCGAGAGGCUCCGACCAUGCUUGUUCACGGAGAACACGUACAUUGUCCGGGAGGGGGAUCCCGUUGACGAGAUGGUGUUCCUGAUCCGCGGCCGUCUCGAGAGCGUGACGACCGAUGGUGGAAGGAGCGGGUUCUUCAACCGGAUACUACUAAAAGAAGGCGAGUUCUGCGGCGAGGAGCUUCUGACGUGGGCGCUCGACCCGAAACCGAGCUCGAACCUUCCGUCGUCGACGCGCACGGUGAAGGCGCUGACAGAAGUGGAGAUGUUUGCGCUGACGGCCGACGAGCUGAAAUAUGUCGCCAGUCAGUUCCGGCGGCUGCACAGCAGGCAGGUGCAGCACACUUUCCGAUUCUACUCGCAGCAGUGGCGGACAUGGGCGGCGUGCUUCAUCCAAGCUGCGUGGCGACGGUACACGAAGAGGAAGGUCAUGGAGGCGAGGAGAAAGGAGGAGGAAGAAGAGUCGGGAGGGUUGGAUGAUUCGGGCCGCGAAAAUGGAGGGGGAGGGGGGGGGUCGUACAGCAUCCGGGCGACGUUCUUGGCGUCGAGGUUUGCGGCGAAUGCUUUGCGGGGAGUGCAUAGGAACCGGAACUUGAAGAGCGCGCGGGAGCUGGUGAAGCUGCAGAAGCCUCCGGAACCCGACUUUUCGGCGGAGGCGGAAGAGUAAGUUGAGUGUUGUGCACAGGUUUUGUGUCUAACUACUGCUACUACUGCUUUUUAUGAAUGAAUGUUUUGUGUUGUUGUUGAGGGACUCUAAUGUUGCUGCUGCUGCUGCUGUUGGGGGUUUGAUCUUAACUACUUCGAUCAUAAGAUUUGAAGAAAUUUGUGAAGAUAUAUAUAUAUAUAUAUUUUAUGAA
Messenger RNA from Andrographis paniculata, 2551 nucleotides. Its product is annotated as probable cyclic nucleotide-gated ion channel 5. Bases 145 to 2361 code for a protein of 738 amino acids. Gene Ontology annotation, cellular component: membrane. The record is from RefSeq and is a predicted model, not a curated record. The transcript has 8 exons. Gene Ontology annotation, molecular function: voltage-gated potassium channel activity; protein binding. NCBI's taxonomy places the organism in Eukaryota, Viridiplantae, Streptophyta, Magnoliopsida, Lamiales, Acanthaceae. Gene Ontology annotation, biological process: potassium ion transport; transmembrane transport.